AUGCAGUCGAUACGAUGCCUCGCGCGGCCCAGCGUCGCGUUGCCCCCUCGUGUCUUCACGGCAACCCAACGACGCGCACACUCAUCGGUUGUCUCUCCGUUGGCGUACGAUCUCCAUGAGCCAGCUAAGCCCAAGACCGACAAACACAAUGCACCAAUCAUCUUCAUGCACGGGCUUUUUGGCUCGAAGAAGAACAACAGAGCCAUGAGCAAGGCCCUGGCUAGGGAUCUGGGCCGUUGUGUCUAUGCGUUGGACCUCCGUAACCACGGCGAGUCGCCACAUCACAAGCGCCAUGACUACGACGCCAUGGCAGACGACGUGCUACACUUCAUCUCAGAGCAUAAGCUCAAAGAUAGCACGUUAAUCGGUCAUUCCAUGGGUGCCAAGACAGCCAUGGCCCUCGCUCUGCGCUCGCCAGACUCUGUUCAGGAUAUCGUGUCCGUGGACAAUGCGCCUGCGGAUAAGAUCCUGAGCCGCGACUUUGCAGACUACGUCCGGGGCAUGAAGCAGAUUGACGCCGCAAACUGCACGCGCCAGGCCGAGGCGGACAAGAUCCUGCAAGAGUUCGAAGAGGCACUCCCCAUCCGUCAGUUUCUGCUGGGCAACCUGCACCGUCCCGACCCCAAGUUGCCGACGCAGAAGUUCAGAGUGCCUCUGGGUAUCCUGGGAAAGAGCCUGGACAACAUGGGCGACUUUCCCUACAAGAACCCUGCGGAGAGGAGAUUCAACAAGCGAGCACUGUUUGUCCGGGGCACCAAGAGCAAGUACGUGCCAGAUGAUGUCCUGCCUUUGAUUGGGGAGUUCUUCCCCCGCUUCACGUUGGUGGACAUUGAUGCUGGUCACUGGAUCACGUCUGAGAAGCCAGAAGAGUUCCGCCGCGCUGUAGUCGAGUUCCUCCAGCCCCAGGAAUAA
Molecule: messenger RNA, 912 nt
Organism: Emericellopsis atlantica
Lineage: Eukaryota; Fungi; Ascomycota; Sordariomycetes; Hypocreales; Bionectriaceae
Product: Alpha/Beta hydrolase protein
Exons: 2
Coding region: 1-912 (303 amino acids)
Cellular component (GO): mitochondrion
Molecular function (GO): catalytic activity
Source: RefSeq, a predicted model, not a curated record